Molecule: messenger RNA, 3392 nt
Organism: Odontomachus brunneus
Lineage: Eukaryota; Metazoa; Arthropoda; Insecta; Hymenoptera; Formicidae
Product: photoreceptor-specific nuclear receptor-like
Exons: 9
Coding region: 539-2224 (561 amino acids)
Biological process (GO): anatomical structure development; positive regulation of transcription by RNA polymerase II; cell differentiation
Molecular function (GO): RNA polymerase II cis-regulatory region sequence-specific DNA binding; zinc ion binding; nuclear receptor activity
Source: RefSeq, a predicted model, not a curated record
GACGACGCCGACGUCAUCCGCAGGUAACGGCGACUCGCCGUCGAGAUCCCGGAUCGGGACGCCACAGACGUCAUACGCCAACCCGACAUCGACGACGUUCCGCCUACGCGUCGAUCUCGAAGCGGAACGUCGAUCCUGAUAACGCGAAAGUGGAAAAUCCUCUUCCUCGCGAUCAGUCUCUCGCUCGCAGCUACGAGCGUCCUCCUCUCGCUCCCGCCGCGUUCAGGGUCGCGUAAUCGCGUUGGUUUCCGCAUCGGACGUCGCGACUUUCCCGGCUUCUUUGGGUCCACCAAAGUGCUGCUCGCCUUUCGCGUCACUCGAGCCGAUCGCCGCGUUUGGCAAUCGCUGGGAACCAGGUUACAGACCAUAGAUCAAGUCGGCACGGACGCUUGGAAGACUACUUGGUGAUCGUGGACUGAGGAGGGUGGAGGUGAUCGCGGCAGAAGUGACGUACGUGCCACAGUGCGGCUACGCCGGGAACUGGAGUUAUCCUAGCACGUUUGACGUCGCUCUGAUAACGAAUGAUCGAGGAGGCACAAUGAACGGGACAGCAACGGUCACGGCCACCGAAGAUCAUCAGCACCAGCAUCAGCAGGCGCAGAAUGAAACGAAUUCGGAACAUCCGCGGAGCCCUACCAGCCCGCUGAGCGUCAGGCACGACUCCGGCGAGAGUAGCGUGAUCUCUCCGGGCUUGCCGGAGCGUUACAGCCCUUUGGGAGCGACUGGAUCCACAUCCAGCCACGACCCUUACGCCUCCCGUUCGGUCCAGGAAUGCCCGGUGCCACUUUGCAGAGGGAUGCCGACAGACUUCCCCCUCGCCCGAUCGCCGUACCUGACCGCGCUUGGGAACGGUCAUCCCCAUUUGCUGGGUCAGGUGCAGCAUCAGCAGCAGCAACAGCAGCAGCAACAGCAACCGCAGCAGCCGCAGCACGGUAGCAAGCCACCACGUAGCCUGGGACUGAUAUGCGUGGUCUGCGGGGAUACUAGCUCCGGCAAGCAUUACGGAAUACUCGCCUGCAACGGCUGCAGCGGCUUCUUCAAGCGGAGUGUUAGGCGAAAGUUGAUUUACAGAUGUCAAGCCGGUACUGGAAGAUGCGUCGUAGACAAGGCGCACCGAAAUCAGUGCCAAGCCUGCCGACUGAAGAAAUGCAUGCAGAUGGGAAUGAACAAAGAUGAUCGGCUGGAACGAAACAUCGAAGAUAAUUCUUACCGCAAAGGGUUAAUAAACAUCUUCAAAAAUCGCAACAUUGCAGCUGUCCAGAAUGAACGCCAGCCGAGAAACACUGCCACCAUUAGACCAGAAGCACUCGUCGAAAUGGACCAAGAACGGGCGUUACGCGAAGCCGCCGUCGCCGUGGGCGUUUUCGGACCACCAGUGUCUUUAGCUAUGGCGAGAUACACCACGCCAUUACCUCUGCCGACAGUCGCACCUACGACAAAUUCCACGAACAACACGACGCCACCUCGGCAGGAUAACGAAGACGGAAACGCAUCCGAAGACAGCAUAGACGUCACGAACGAGGAGCCGUUGACACCUCAACGAAGCGGAUGCGCGCAGCUCCCACCGGUGCUCCCGUCGUUAUAUUCACCCGCGAGUGCCGAAACGGUCUACGAAACAAGCGCGAGGUUGCUUUUCAUGGCGGUCAAAUGGGCGAAGAACCUUCCUUCCUUCGCUAGUCUACCAUUCAGAGACCAGGUAAUAUUAUUGGAAGAAGCCUGGUCGGAGCUGUUUCUCCUGAAUGCAGUUCAAUGGUGCCUGCCGCUCGAGUCGUCGCCUCUCUUCAGCGCCGCCGAGCUAACGGCUCUGACCCUCUCGCCUCAUUCGCAUCCGCACUCGGGGAUGCAUCUGCAAACUACCACGGGAAAGCCGAGCCAGGUGGCGGCGGAUGUCAGGCACUUGCACGACACCCUACAGAGAUACAAGGCGAUCAUGGUAGAUCCCGCGGAAUUCGCCUGCAUGAAGGCCAUUGUCCUCUUCCGCCCAGAAACUCGCGGCUUGAAGGACUCCAGCCAAAUCGAGAAUCUGCAGGAUCAGGCGCAAGUGAUGCUGGGACAACACGCGCGCGCUCAACAGCCAGCCAGCCCGGCCCGCUUCGGCAGACUGCUGCUGCUGUUGCCGUUGCUGCGUGCCGUUCCAGCGGCGAGAGUGGAACUGAUCUACUUCCACAGGACUAUUGGCAACACGCCGAUGGAGAAGGUUCUUUGCGACAUGUACAAAAACUAAAACCACCUCGGGCGGCCAAGGGCUUCGCUACGAAGUGGCGCGACGAAUAACGAUAACGCGGUCGAGCAAUGCUGGAUCUGAAGGGUCCUGGCAUCCAGACGAAAGUAGGAUUCGUGGGAGAUAGGAUCGGUCAUCGAAAGUGGUUGAAGCAAAAGCCGGUGGGAGAGAAGAAGAAAAGACAAGGGAGAAGAGGAGAGAGAAAAGGGAAGAUAGAGAAAGAGAGAGAGAGAGAAAAAGGUUCUCCUGAAUAGAAGGAUCAAGGAUAUUAAAGGGCUCGAGCUUCGUUCCGACACGACCAGGCCUAAGGACGAAGAAGUCCUAUGUCCCUUCGACAAAUUCGCGAGGACUCCGAUCGGCGAGUAUUCCUACUACCGUACAAACGCGAGGCACAGGCGGAAUGGCGUCGCUAACGAAUUCAACGGCAACUAAAGUCGACCGAGGGGCACUCAAUCGCGGCGUAAAUAUACACACACAUAGAUAUACAUGUAUUUAUUUAUUAUAGACAUAUUUAUCGGGCGUUAGGCCCGGCACACGUUGAUAGGACGUUUCCCGCUUUCUCGCCGACGAUCAGCGGAUCGACGCGAUGGGCGGAGGGACGUUUCGUUUUUUCCUCCUUUCUUUGUCUUUUGUACCUUGUUUUACGUUCGUCGUAAAGUUACCGAAUUAGAGAGGAAAGUGACGGAGGAGGGACAUCCCGUCGGGGAUGAGGGGGCGGAUUGUCCUUACGAGUGAAUUCGUAAAUUCGGUGAGCUCAAUUCGGACAGUAGUCGCGAUUAAAAUGUGUUUCUUUCUUUCGUCACCAACGGGCAACGCAACUCGGACAGAUAGAUAUGUGUGUACACACGGGCAGAUUCGUGCAUGCAGAAACGCAAUUGACAAACACCGCGGCGAUACUUGUCGCAUCGAGAUCAGGAUUAAGUCGCGCGUGAAAAUAACCGAGGCGAUAACGCGAGCACGUGAGACUCCAUCCGGCGUGUAAUAUCGACCGACAAAAGUAAUUCUGUUCACGAAGGUGCGGGGGUUGAUUUUCCGGCGCUGUAAAUGAACGCUCAUCCGCACUUUUUCUGUAUAUUUCGUGUUGUGAUACUAUUCGCUGUAAAAGUCUACGUACUCUCAGUCGGUGAUAUGUAUUGUAACGAAUACUUGUAAUAAAAGUAACUCUGAUUAA